AACACACUUUAUGUUUCUCUUUCUAUAGAGAACAAAGAUAGAAUGAUAAACACACAAAAAGAACUAAUAGCGUCUGCCCGAACGGAUCUCAUGUUAUAUCUUGCAUCAGAUCGUCAUUUGAUUCUAUGUCGCUAUCGUCAACGCAGAGUUCUUGGCUAAAAUUGAAGUACUCAGGAGUCUUAAUCUCUACACCACAGACCUCGCUGUAAAUACAAUAUGGAAACUGGAGACCGAUACAGAACACCGAUACAAGAUUUUUACGCAGACACCACAAUCUUUAUUACAGGAGGUACAGGCUUUCUUGGAAAAAUGUUGAUCGAGAAACUGUUACGAAGCUGUCCUGAUAUUUCUAUGAUAUAUGUAAUGGUACGUUCACAAAAAGAUAAAAGCCCCGAAAAUCGAUUGGACGAAAUGCUUGAAAGUCCGCUUUAUGACCGAGUAAAAAAAGAAGUACCUAAUUUUCACAAAAAAAUCGUACCAAUCAUAGGAGAUUCCAAUAUCAAAGAUUUGGGAUUGUCAGAAAGUGAUAGAAACAUGCUAAUAAGUAAGGUAUCCAUAAUUUUUCAUAUGGCAGCAAAUAUGCAAUUCUACGGAAAGAUCAAAAUUUCUACAAUAGUAAACAUUGAUGCUACUGCUACCAUCUUAAAACUUGCAAAACGCAUGCCGAAUUUGAAGUCAUUUAUUCAUGUGUCAUUAAGAUUCAUUUUAGUUAUAUCUAGCGCCAGUGAACCACUUAUCGGAUGGAUCGACAAUAUAUAUGGGCCAUCAGGUAUCGCAACGAGUUUGCUACUUGGUAUUGUAAGAUUUCAUCGUUGUAAUGGCAAUCUCAAGGCGAAUAUAGUGCCUGUUGAUUUUACUGUAAACGCUUUAAUUGCUAGUGCGUGGGAUGUUCACAAACAACACAGGCGGGCCAAGGACAUGUUAAUUUAUAAUUUCGUUUCGCCAAUCGAUGGUCCUACUUGGAAUGAAUACAAUUAUGCACUACUUGACAACAAUAAAAUGUAUCCCUUGCAUAAUGCCAUAUACUUGCCAUUAAUGACUUUCUUCAAACAUGAGAUACCAUACAGAUUUUGCGUUUGGUUCGGUCACUUCCUUCCUGCUUUACUUUUGGAUGGCGCCAGUAUUUGUAUUGGACGUAGACCGAGAAUGUGGAAAUUAUACAUGAAAAUGGACAAAUUUUGUAAAGCAAUGGAACCUUUUUGUAACACAGAAUGGACUUAUUCUACUGAUAAUAUUCACUCAAUGUGGGAUAAUCUCAAUGAGAAAGAUCAACAAUUAUUUCAGUUUAAUAUGGUGGAAUUUAAUUGGACAGAAUAUUUAAUUAAUCAUUAUCAAGGUCUGCGGCGCUAUCAACUUAAUGAAAAUGACAGUAUGUUGAAAGUUAGUCGUAUGAAAUAUGUAAGAUUGUAUUGGAUACAUCAAAUCAUCAAAACUAUAUUUUUCUUUGUAAUCUUUUGGAUCAUCUGGUUCAUGUUUAUAGAAAUGUUCGAAUAA
Molecule: messenger RNA, 1494 nt
Organism: Acromyrmex echinatior (Panamanian leafcutter ant)
Lineage: Eukaryota; Metazoa; Arthropoda; Insecta; Hymenoptera; Formicidae
Product: putative fatty acyl-CoA reductase CG5065
Biological process (GO): long-chain fatty-acyl-CoA metabolic process
Cellular component (GO): peroxisome
Molecular function (GO): alcohol-forming very long-chain fatty acyl-CoA reductase (NADP+) activity
Source: RefSeq, a predicted model, not a curated record